Messenger RNA from Carassius auratus (goldfish), 3282 nucleotides. RefSeq names its product protein FAM196A. Gene Ontology annotation, biological process: inhibitory postsynaptic potential. The coding region runs from base 356 to 1687 and encodes 443 amino acids. NCBI's taxonomy places the organism in Eukaryota, Metazoa, Chordata, Actinopteri, Cypriniformes, Cyprinidae. The transcript is spliced from 5 exons. Gene Ontology annotation, cellular component: postsynaptic density. The record is from RefSeq and is a predicted model, not a curated record.
GAGGAACAUCGUCUGCGCGCGCUCGUGCCAAAUAUGUGCGCUUGAGUGUGUGCAGGGCACGCACACAUGUGCCUCUCCCGGUAAUGUGAGAAAUCAAGAGGGACACAUCUCCUUGUGGUGGGAUUUCAAUUUGACGCACUGAACGUAACUCUCCCUGCAUGUGUGUCCGCUCGCUAGGCUACAGCUCCGGCGUCGGGCAAACCCUCUCACUGCUGCACUUCAGCCACUGUGGAAUAACUCGUCUGCAGCCGGUCGCCCCGUAUGGCUGCUAAAGAAGCGGACAUGCCACAGUUCCACGGGAGACUGCCGCCUUCACUGUCUUCCUCACCUCCGCUAAUGGUCCUCUCAGGGAGUUAUGGUCAGUAAGGAAGCAGGCCGCUGCACUCUGUCAAGUUCAGAGUCUGACUCAGAGUCUGGUGGUCCUUUGCUGGAGGGGAGCGGAGCAGACGCGGUACGCAAGCGAAACAAAGCCCUGCAGGUGCGUUUUAAAGACAUCUGUGAGGCGCAGAAUGAGGCUGCCCACCGAGGUGCCAGAGACCGCUCCGUUUCCUGCAAGGUCAUCCACCGGAGGUACAUGACCAUGCCGGCUCGCCGCUCCAUCCCAAAUGUCACCAAGAGCACGGGCGUGCAAACCUCGCCCGAUUUGAAAAAGCGCUACAAGACUUUCCCCUUUGACCGAAAGAAGGGAAACGUCAUCAAACACACAGCUCUAGUGGAGAAUUACCCUGAUCAAAGCAAUUGUUUUUUGAGUGAUGUAAAGGGUGGGGAACUGGGGACAAGGUGCGAAGGACGGGUGCAGCAGACCCGGGUGUUGCUCCACACUACACCACAGUGCAGUGACGCUAAGGACUUGUGUGCUGGGCCGGACUGUUUAGAUGGGAAUCUCUGCACUGAUCUGUCAGACACAGUUUUGGAUCAGUUGGACUCACGGAGGGACACCAAUGUCCUGGGGAGUGGGGCCAAGCACAAAGGAUUACCCAGUGAAAGCGAGGCAGGGGCAGGCCAGCAGCCCAAUUGUGCCUCCUUGACCACGCCGACUCAACCUCUGCAGGUCAGGGGUGACUGUUCAAAGAUUUCUGGCCCUAUUGCAUGGACAUCUUUGACACAAGUGGAAUGCCCGGAGAGCCCCUCAGGGAGCUGCAAACGAAAAAAAGACACGGCACAGCUGAAUGGAUUGCAGACGCAGUCUCAGGCUUUGCCUCAUUCGGCGAGUUGCGCUUCCCAGGCCCACUGUCACAGUAGUCAAAACGCGGGCACCGCAGAGACCCGGCAGGGCAUGCAGGGGCAGCUGAUUGCUCUCCCUGGGGCCGAUGGGAAUGUGAAAGACAGGCUCCAAGCUAUGGAGGCUCUGAUCAACUCCAGUCAAGAAACCAUCAAAGUGCUGCUGGGGGUAAUUCAGGAGCUGGAAAGAGGAGAAGCACAGCGAGAGGGACUGUCUUAUCGAACUGGGCAGGAUACAGCCAACUGUGACACAUGUCGUAACAGUGCCUGCAUCAUAUACAGUGUGGAACUAGAUUUUAAACUUCAAGAGGACAAACUUCAGCCCUUAAUGAAGAGACUGUGUCCAUUAGAAGAGCCGUCCUACCCCUCUCUGCCUUACACACACGAGGUGUUCACCUCUACACCCAAACGCAAGUCCAAGACUGAGACCAAGAAGCAUGCACGAUGGAAACUCUGGUUCCUCUAAUAUAUGGAUCCAGGAUCCCUGAAACCAUCACAAAUGAGCAAAUUCUAGUGGAAUUGGAUAAACAUGGAGAAAUGCUCACUGCUAGCCACCGUUUGGAACAUGCAUCACGGGAUCCACUGAACGACUGGAUUGUAGUAAGGAAUAACAGUUGUUUUCUAAUCAUGACCCUCUGAUGAACCCUCUGUGUUUGGGAACUGCUGAAUUCACCUGAUCUCACAUUUUUCAAUGGGAUUACACAAUGAUCCUUAGGUUUAGUCAAGUUAGCAAGGGACCCUGCAGAGGCAACAAGAAACUUCAAAGCUAAAACACUAGUUUGCCACAAAACUACUUUGGAGCCGUAGAUCAAAGACAUUUAAUCAGCAAAGCACAAACUUUUGAGGAUUAUAAAGUAGCUUUGAUAGCUGAGAUAUACCUCUGUCUGUUUCCCUGUUUUUCCCUCUUUUUCAUUCUUUCUUUCUUUCUUUCUUUCUCAAAGUCUCUCACCUCUUCAAUUUUUUAAUGAAAUUUGAUUACCAUUUUAUGACAGAAUAAAUGAUAUGAAUGAAAUGAAAUUAGUGAGUAAAUGCAGAAUCAGCUGACUGCAUGCACUAAUAAUCAAUAACUUUGUAGAGAUAUUUUUCUGGAAGAUGUUGAGAAUGCACAAUUAGGUAAGGUAAGAGGUAAGGUUGUAAAAGGGGUUUACACACUGGUGUUCUCAAAAAAAAGUAGAUUAUAAUAAUAAUUCAUGAAAAUACGGUGACUUUCUGUUUCAAAUAAUGGGCCAUCAACAUUUCUGGAAUAAGAACAACUUUUUCAGUGUGCAGAUGUUCUGGUCUGAAACUAUUUUCUUGGGAAUGUGAUGCUGUAUUUACAACAUACUGUUAACCUAGGUCAAUUUUUCAGUAAAUAUAUUUUUCAGACUCAUAAAGAUGCUUGAGAAUUGGCUGGAGAUUACAGGCAAUAUGUUCCAUGGUAGAAAACAUGAGAACACACCUCAAAUCUGUUUAGAUGAUCAUUGUUUUGUGUUAUAGGUUGGACAGUGCACAAAUACAGAACACAAAACAAUAGUAAUAGGCUCUAUCCUACAGAACACACCACUCUGUUCAAGCUGACGUGUCAUUUGCUCAAUUAAAUUUGAAUAUGAUGGCAGUCAAUCACCAAAAUCUUGUGCUUGUUUACCCACCUAAAAAAAACUAAUGAAAGGAACACAACACACAAAUUGGGGAGUAUAAUAAUGCAGGUAACAUAGAGGGCUAUGUAUAUACAAACUGUGCUCAUCAUUUUAUUAGCUUCAAAGAGUCUUUGUGUUAGAUAUUCGCAAGUCUAAUGUCUUCACUACAGUGCCAAACACUGUAUUUAGCUGGUAGCCCAAGAACCUUCAUACUUGGAGGGUGUUUUUGAUAACUGUAGGAUAUAUAUUUAAAAGUAAUAUUAUGUAAAAAAAUAUAUAAAAAAAAAAUCUUGGUCACAGUAUCUUGUUGUUGAAUUGGAGCACAGUACUUGUAAAUUCUUGUAGCAUAACCCAAAUGCAUCAUAAUACAUUGAGAAAGUGCAAUUGAUUUAUAUUGUGCAAUAUUACAUUUUAUACAAUUUCUACCCACAGUGCAUUUACAAUA